AUGAGCAGGAUCCAGAAGCUAUGUUCUGGAAUUUGUACAACUCUGCAAAGCCAAGUUAAGCUGAACUCUUUAAGCGAUGUGGUGAGGGAACUGGUUCAGAAUGGUGUGGAUGCAGAUUCAUCCUCUAUUUCGAUUAAGGUAUACGUGAAUUAUUUCGAAAAUUCGAUAGAGUUGAGCUAUUCUGAUGAUGGAAUUGGAAUGGAUCCCGAAACUCUUGAAGUAUUUGGCAAGAGGAAUUAUACUUCAAAAUUAACCACGGAGUUGAACUCCGAAAACCUUGAUUUGAGUGUUCUUUCCGAUGUUCAUACUUUUGGUUUCAGGGGUGAAGCUAUGAACUCACUAAGAAAGUUGUGCGACACUGUGAUUGUGAUUUCCAGGACAGUGGGAUAUAAUAAUGCAUUCAAGGCGAUUUUCAAGUCAGAUGAAAUGAUAGGGGACGUGGUCAGGCAUCCUUUUGUAUUCCCUAGGGGGACAUCUAUUAAAGUGUUGGGAUUAUUUGAUUCUGUAGUAAUAAGGAAAAAACUAUUAUUGGAGCAAUUAAAGGAUUCUUGGAUUACAGAUACAUUUGAAAUCAGAAAGGAAGUCUUCAACAGUAUGAUCGAUAAACCGAGAAUUAAGAUAAAUAUUGAAAGGGUUGAAUUUAAGAAUGGCAAAUGGACAAGCAAGAAAGUAUUAACUAGUGGACUUCCCAGAUAUACAGAAUGUGUUCCUUUCCAGUUACAAAUGAAAUUGUUGAAUUUAACAUUUGGUGGUAGUAUCAGUGAAAAUUAUGAGAUAUGUAAGGUGGAAUAUCAGGGGUAUAAGUUGAAGAUUGGAAUAGGAACCACAGUAUCUCAAAGUAAAAAGUUCCAGUUUGCAUAUAUUAAUGGGCGACCACUGGUCAAUCAAGAAUUUUUUAAAUUUGUUAACAUAUUAUUUCAAAAGGGCUACGAAAAGUGGGGUACUACAGUAAAAUAUGAUGCUAAUAAACCAUCAAGUAUGUACGGAAGACCAUACAGUGUAAAUCCUAUUUUUGUUGCUUAUUUCAACUUGCCCUUCGAGGUUGAUGAUCUUAUUCAAGAUCCCAAGAAAUACUGCUACAAUACAAAACACCUACCCAUAUUGCAAAGAAUGCUCAGUAAAUCAGUUGAUAUCUAUUUUGAAAUUUUCUGUAAUCAUAAGAUCAGAGAAAAUGGUGAAUACCACAGUGAGUAUAUACCCGUCAAGAAACAAAAAAUACAACACCAUUACAUCUCUGAUAUGAAAGCAGAUAUCCGGAAACUAAAUCUCAAAGAUUCAGAAGCAGAGAGAAGGCUAUCUAAUGAAGACAUUCAUACCAUGGGGAAAAAUGUGGUUUUUGAAUCGGGAGAAAUUCAGGAAGGGUUGACAAGUAGAUCGAUGAGUCCAAAAACCAGAGGUACUAUGCUUGCGAUUGAUGAAACAAAACCUGCAGAGGCGUGUGAAUGCGAAAAUACUAGAAAUAUUGAAAUAAACUCACAGGUACCAUACAGCCAAAAAGAUUUAAAGAAUACAUCGAAGUUCUUCUCAAGACAAGAUAAUUUAAUGAUAACGAGGGAGAGUAUCAAGCAAUUUAAGAUUGUUGGACAAGUUGAGAGCAAAUUCAUUCUUGUUAAGUUCAGAAACAUGCUGAUCGGAAUGGACCAACAUGCUUCUGAUGAAAGAAUCAACUUAGAAAAAACAUACCAGUCCUUGAUCCAAAAAAGUAUAGAUCAAGUUUAUCAUCAAGUCAAUGAGGUCAGACGAGUCUCAUUUCAUCCCAGUGAUCUGGAGUUGAUCAAGAGAUACGAGGACACCUUGAAGUUUUGGGGAAUAAUGUUCGACCCAGAGUUUACCAAAAUUACGCACUUGCCUGAGUUAGUUUACCGGAAAGUUUCCAAGCUAGACUUUCGAUUGCUUGAAAAAGGUAUCAUUGAAUUUGUGUACAACUUACACAAUUCCGAAAAACGGGAGAUGAAACUUUCCGAGAAACACCAAAAUGAUGAUCGUUUUUGGUGGGUCACCUAUAUCACACACAUGCCUGCGCUUUAUCGGGAGACUAUAAAAUCCUAUUCAUGUCGGCAAUCCAUUAUGUUUGGAGAACAGCUUACGCGGAAAGAAAUGGAGUUGAUAAUUACUAGACUCGAGGCAUGCUAUCAGCCAUUUGAGUGUGCACACGGGCGGCCAUCUCUCUACCCAAUAUGUACUCUUCUGUAG
Messenger RNA from Pichia kudriavzevii, 2193 nucleotides. RefSeq lists its product as uncharacterized. Gene Ontology annotation, biological process: mismatch repair. The record is from RefSeq and is a predicted model, not a curated record. Gene Ontology annotation, molecular function: ATP-dependent DNA damage sensor activity; ATP hydrolysis activity; ATP binding. NCBI's taxonomy places the organism in Eukaryota, Fungi, Ascomycota, Pichiomycetes, Pichiales, Pichiaceae. Gene Ontology annotation, cellular component: mismatch repair complex. The transcript has a single exon. The coding region runs from base 1 to 2193 and encodes 730 amino acids.